Messenger RNA from Schistosoma haematobium, 8237 nucleotides. RefSeq names its product collagen, type IV, alpha. Bases 2263 to 7596 code for a protein of 1777 amino acids. The record is from RefSeq and is a predicted model, not a curated record. NCBI's taxonomy places the organism in Eukaryota, Metazoa, Platyhelminthes, Trematoda, Strigeidida, Schistosomatidae. Gene Ontology annotation, cellular component: collagen trimer. The transcript has 35 exons. Gene Ontology annotation, molecular function: extracellular matrix structural constituent.
AUAUCAAGGACAGAGUAAAUUGAAUAUUCCAAUCCUUCUUUCUUUCUUUCUUUCUAUUUUGUAUGCAAACAUCUAUUUCUUAUUGAAAAAGAAGAAAAAGUUAAAUAUGAAAUAAGUAAACAACUGGAAAUAAGAAUAAAUAUCAUAUUGUAAGUAAAUAUAUAAAAGGGAUUAGAAGGAAUGACAGUGAAAGUAUUAAGAAUAGUAUGAAGUAAAAAACAAAGUGAGAAAGAUAAAUAAGUGUGCUUUUUAUGAAUCCUUCUUUUUCCUUCUUCUCCUUUUUCAAAUUAUUACAAAAACAGUAAUAUUUCAUCCGAUAUAGUUUACUUUUCAAGACAAAUUAUGCAAAUAUGUGAGAACAGAUCUAUCUAACCGUGUAUAGAACAUAAUUCACUGAAGAAGAAAAAGGGAACAACUAAACAUGUGUUGAAUAAUUCACUGAAAAUGAUAAUUCUACUUGUUGUGAGGUGAAAAACUAGGAUCUGGAAUAAGCUCAUCCAACAAAAAUGUGGUUGACGUACAUGGAUGACACUUUUAUUCUUACGAAAAGAUAUAAGUUAGAUGAACUUCUUAGAAAUUGUCCACAGUAUAUUAGAUAACAUCAAAUUUACUGAAGAGAUGGAAUCUACCGAACACAUAUAGUCUUUUCUGGAUUAUGCGGUUGAAAUAAAACAAAAUGAUUGUUUGGAACUUAAUAUAUUCCGUAAAAUAACUGAAUUGGAAAUUAGCACAUGCUAUUUCUACACGGGCGACAGUUUCGAAGAAUUUGAAAAACAGAGCUCAAUAGUUUGUCAUUGAAUCUAGUGAUAGAGAAACUAAAAUGCAUUAAGUUAUAUCCACUUUGAUGAUGAAUAUUUAUCUUAAAAACUUUAUAAAAAGAAAGGGAAUCAAAAGAAUCAGAGAAAAGAUACAUCAAAAGAACAAGUGAACACGGUGGUGAUCUUAUAUUGCAAAGAAACUUCAGAACAUAUCCAGAAGGGUUCUAAAUCAUCACAAUAUAGGACUAUUCUUCUGAACAAACAAUACUCUAAACACUAAAUUACGAAGAAAGACUCAUUAACAAAGAGGGAACAAUAAAAUAGUGAAUAUUAGAUUAAAUGCUGGGAAUGUAGUGCUAAAUAUAUGGGUAAGAUAUCACGAGAGAUGAAUGUGCGAUUGAAGGGAAACACAUUUCUGAAUUUUCAGAAGAUCUGAAAAAACAAGUCAGUGAUAGCACUGUAUGCAAUAGAGUCGGGCCAUACCAGUGAUUUCAAUGGCAUAAGAAUCCUACAACAAGGUUUUAGUUCUUACAAAGAGAGAAUUGUAGUUUAAGUCCUACAUAUACGAGCAAUUCCAAACAAUGUUAAUAGCAGAGAUAAAAUGCAAUUAGCUGUUUCAUGACAACUAAUGAUUAAUAAGUAAAUCUGGACUCAUUAUAUUUUACUUCAGUUGAUCCAUUUAUUAUUAUGUGGACAACAAUGAUUACUUUCACUUGUUCUAAUCAGUUAAUUUACUGAAUAUACAAUAAAUAACCAUCUUGGUCAACACGAUAAAAAAAAUCUAUUUGCCUACUUAUCGUCAUUUUAUGCAUGUCGUGACGUUGGAUUCAUCAUCUCUGCUUGAAAUUCUUGUGAGAAUAUCGAAGCGAUCUCCACAGAAUACACAGAUGCCAAAAGAGAUUGAUCAAUCAGAGUCCUAAACAUCAUUGGUAAGAUUCAAGCAACCAAUAUAUAUGAAUUGAAAUUUACCCCACUGCACAAGCUAGUGAGUCACUCCACUCAGUAGCUAAGUGGAUAACGUGGCGGGGUCUGAAGCAAAACUGUGGGUUUGAGUACCAGAAUGAAAAUCAUCUCUGGGAUACAGGUACAUCCAGGUGACGAGUCCCAAACAGGACAAAACUCUUUCUGGAUUCCAUUGCUAGACACCAACGUACUCUGAUCAAGACAUUCAUCAAAUUAUUUGAUUUAUCCGAAAACGCCUGUACAGAGACGAUAUAUAAUUAAUCAUUUUCUCGCUUCAUAAUUACAUACACCAAAUGCCUUAUACACACAGUAAAAAAUCUCACUUUCAACCUUGUUAACUUUGUUGGACCACUUGUUCGGCACAUAAUUCACCGGUGAACUGUUGAUAUAUAUUCGAUAAUUUUGAUAUCUGGUUAUAUUUCCUUGGAAAACCUUGGACCAGAUUGCCAAUUGAAAUGUUGGAUUUGCUCAAAUUUCAAUCGUUAUUGAAUAUCAUCUUUGAGACGAUAAAUUCAAUUAUUCUGUGGUCAUAUGAAGGAUAAUGUUCAAAUUCCAUGUACUGUCCAAAGUAAACACAUUACAACGAUUGUUAUAUUUAGUUGGAUUAUAUCUUGUAGUAAUUGUUCAGUCGGUGAGAUCUCAGUCUGAUCUAGAUCGAUGUGCAAUAGUUUGUGCUCCAGAGAAAUGUCAAUGUGUCGGCCCACAAGGAAUACAGGGGCAACCUGGUCCAAUAGGUGUACGAGGUUCGGAGGGACCUCCAGGUGAUGUAGGUCUUAUUGGACUUCGUGGAUCACCAGGUGAGAAAGGUGAACAAGGAAUUCCCGGUGUAUUGGGUCCAAGAGGUGAAAAGGGUUUACCUGGUCAACCGGGUCAUCCCGGUAACGAUGGUGAUCCAGGUCAUCCUGGUAUGCGAGGAGAGAAAGGGGAUAAAGGAGAUAGUGGAUGUGAUGGUGAAUCGGGAGAUAAUGGUGAGCAAGGUGAACCUGGAGCCCCAGGUAUAAUAGGCACACCUGGUGAACCAGGAACUAAAGGUCCUAAAGGAUACACUGGAGGCUCAAGACAAGGAUUAAUGGGUGAGAAGGGAGAUCCAGGUGACAUUGGCGAACCUGGAGAAGAUGGUUUGGCAGGACUUGAUGGGGAAGAUGGACUUCCUGGUCCACGUGGACCUCAAGGAGAAUCAGGAGCCGUAGGUUUGAUGGGAGACAUUGGUCCUAAAGGUGAAAGUGGAGUAUACAAUUAUACGAAUAUAAUUCCUGGAGAUCGUGGUGAACCAGGUCCUCGAGGACAAGAUGGUCAACCAUGUGAAGAUAUGGACCGUGAAUAUACUGAAGAAGAACUUAUCAGUUUUACAAGAGGUCAAGCUGGAGACAUAGGUUCACCAGGACCUAAAGGUGACAGUGGAGAGUCAGGUGAUAAGGGUGAUAUGGGUUUACAAGGUGAAGAAGGACCAAUUGGUGAAAAAGGUGAACCUGGUGAACCCGGACUAGAUGGUGAUCCUGGAGAAGAUGGUAAUGUGGGACCGAUUGGACAACCAGGUAAUUUAGGUUCUGAUGGUCCACCUGGACCAGAAGGUACAAUUGGUGAUAAAGGUGAUCGAGGUCCACAUGGUCGUGAUGGUUUACAAGGUGAUCCAGGCCAAGCUGGAAUCCCUGGGAAAGCUACUUGUCCAAUCGAGUUUUUCCCAAAAGGUGAUAAAGGUCUCCCAGGUCAUCCUGGUGAUAAGGGAACUCAAGGAGAACCUGGCUUACCAGGUGAUCAGGGAGAAAAAGGUGUCCCAGGCGAUGAAGGUCCGAAAGGAGUAAGGGGAAGUCAAGGUAAAAUUUGUGAGCCUGGUCCACAAGGUCCUGUAGGUGUUAAGGGUUGGUAUGGAAAAAAUGGGGCACAAGGACAACCUGGAAUUGAUGGAGAUCCAGGACAACCAGGCCAAAGAGGGUUACCUGGAGAUGAUGGUUUUGGUCAUUUAGGUGAAAUUGGUGAGGUUGGUGUGGAAGGUUUACGUGGUAUUAAAGGUGAAUCUGGUGAAGAAGGUGAUCCUGGCGAAAAAGGAUUUGGUGGAGAUAGUAAUAUCGGUCCAGUUGGUCCUCGUGGUAAACCUGGUGAUGAUGGAAGCGAUGGAGAACCUGGAAAACACGGCGAACCUGGACCUCCAGGUCCAAAAGGUGAACCGUUAACUGCUUGUCCUUUGUGUAAAGACGGUGAUGCUGGUGCACGUGGAGAAAUAGGGGAUCCAGGUGAAAAUGGUGAAAAAGGAAGUGAUGGUAUGCCAGGUGAUAGAGGUGAUAUGGGUCGACUAGGUGAAGAUGGUUUAAUCGGUCUACCGGGAACCAAAGGUGAAAAAGGUCGUAUUGGUGAAGAUGGUUUUAAUGGUGAUCCCGGUGAACCUGGAGAAUCUGCUAUUGUAUCUCGGGUUGUAGAAGAUGUUAUUCCAGGCGAUGAAGGUGAUGAAGGUCAUGAAGGUAGUAUUGGUGAUAUUGGCGAUAGAGGCGAUGAAGGAGAACCUGGUCAUGUUGGUGAUGAGGGUCUUAAAGGACAACAAGGUACAGAUGGUGAACAAGGACCAAUUGGUGAAGUUGGAGAUGAUGGUGACGAUGGUGAAACAGGUGAAGAUGGUAUCGAUGUCAAAGGUAUGGUUGGUGAAUUGGGUGAAAGGGGUGAUGAGGGUUCAGUCGGUGAGAAAGGUGAAAAAGGCAUAGCUGGAGUGAUGACCAACUGUACAAUUGAUUGGAGACAAUUAGUAGCAAAAAAUGAAUCUGAAUUGAUUGGCGACCGUGGGGAGAAAGGAGAUGAUGGUGAGGUUGGUGAAAAAGGCUCCCGAGGCAUUGAUGGACGAAAAGGCGAAAUAGGUCAAACGGCAGCACCAUCCGAACGAGGUGAAACUGGUUUUCCAGGUCCUGAUGGGGAAAAAGGAGAUCCGGGUCCACCAGGUAUUGAAGGUCCUCAAGGACUUCAGGGAGAUCCUGGUCAAGUGAUUGAUGGGAUCGAAGGAGAUAUCGGUGAACAAGGUCCUGAAGGCCCAAAAGGAUUUAAGGGGGAAGAAGGCGAUGUGGGUGAUAAUGGUGAUUCACCAGAACGUAUCAAGGGUGAACGUGGACCCGACGGUGAACCUGGAACUGAAGGAGACGAAGGAGAACCAGGUAUUCCUGGACAAAAAGGAGAACCUGGGGCUGAAGCCGGUCAGCAAGGAGAAACUGGUAGCCCUGGAGAAAAGGGAGAUUCUGGACCUAAAGGUCUACCUGGCCCUAAAGGAGAACCCAGUUCGGAUAUGGAGUCGGGUGAUCAAGGUCCUAAGGGUGAACCCGGUUUAAUGGGAUCAGAAGGAGAAAAGGGUGGUGCUGGUGACGUUGCUGAAUGCAAUGAAGCCGGUUUAAUCGGAGAUCCUGGACCUGAUGGAGCAAUGGGAACAAUUGGCAUUCCAGGUGAUGAUGGAGAACAAGGAGAAGAUGGUGAUGUUGGACCGGAAGGAGAACUGGGUCCUGAUGGAGAACAUGGUGAGAUUGGCGAUAUAGGAAUAGAAGGUAUUCGUGGUAUUACUGGAGAAAAAGGUGAACCAGGUAGUAUGGGUGAUAUAGGUGAAAAGGGCUCUCCUGGUCCAGAGGGUGAAACUGGAGAUAUUGGCCCACAAGGCCCACAGGGUGCGGAUGGUUCUCAGGGUCCAACUGGUGAUCCUGGACCGAGUGGGGAGUUUGUGGAAGGUGAACGAGGAGAUACUGGGCCAGAUGGAACUCAGGGAGAACAAGGUGAGAAGGGUGAACCUGGUCCACCUGGAGAAGUUGGUGAAACAGGUCCUACCGCUGAAACUCUACCCGGUAUCAAAGGGGAACCUGGACAACCCGGUGAAGAUGGUCAGUUAGGUGAACCUGGGUUAGAUGGUAACGAUGGAGAACCUGGGCUAAAAGGUGAUGAAGGUUUAGUGGGGGAGCCUGGGUCAAAGGGUUCACGUGGUCCACGCGGUAAAGUCGGGAAUGUUGGUGCAGAGGGUAGUAGAGGAGCCAAAGGAAACGUUGGUUCUGAGGGUGAGCUGGGUCCAGAUGGUGAAAAAGGGGAUAGGGGGGAAGCAGGUGAUAUUGGUCCUCCCGGUAAUACGACUGCUGGACUCAAAGGGAGGGAGGGACUGGAAGGACCUCAAGGAGUAGAAGGUCAAGCUGGUGACUUAGGGGAACAAGGAGAAUCAGGUAUACCCGGUGAAGAAGGUGAUCAAGGUGAUGAAGGACCAACUGGUGAGACUGGAGAAAUCGGAACACCUGGUUUAGAAGGUGAUAUAGGACCUGAAGGAAACGAAGGUCCAAUCGGAGAGCAAGGUUCGGAAGGAGAUGUUGGUAUGAUAGGAGUAUAUGGACCAGAGGGAGAAAAAGGCGGACCAGGUCUUAGAGGUGAUUCAGGUGAAGCCGCCAAAAACUGUUCCAUUGGGCCGAAAGGUCAACAAGGUCGACUAGGCCCACUGGGGUUACCUGGACCACAGGGACCACCUGGCGAUCAAGGACUACCUGGGCUACGUGGUAAAGAUGGUCCACCAGGGGUUGGAGUAAUUGGAGCACCAGGGGAACUUGGUGAUACUGGACACAUCGGUCUACCUGGAGAAGCAGGAGAACCAGGUGAUCAAGGUCCUGAAGGCCCUUCAGGUUUGGCCGCUCUUACUGGUGAGCCAGGAAUGAAAGGAGAACGAGGAAUACCAGGAGAUAUUGGGGAUCCGGGGGUGGGAGGUGUGCAAGGUCUUCCUGGUUACGAUGGAGAAAAAGGUAUACAGGGAUCACAAGGUUCAUCAGGAAUAGAUGGAAUUGAUGGUAUUAUGGGACCAAAAGGGUUUUCUGGAGAUCAAGGUCCGUCAGGGAAUCGUGGACAAACUGGUGAUCAAGGCGAAAUGGGAGAAGCUGGUAUCCAGGGUCCAAAGGGAGCUCAAGGAGUUGCAACAAGAGGGGAGCUUGGUGAAAUAGGUGAUCCUGGGGAAAAUGGAGCUCUUGGAGAACAAGGAGACCCGGGUCCUGAUGGUGAAGUGGGGGAUGAUGGAGAUAUUGGUGAAAAAGGAGAAAAAGGUCAACCUGGACUAGUAGAGGGUGAGAGAGGUGAAGUAGGUGAUGUAGGGGAGCGUGGAGAUAUUGGAGAAGUUGGACCUCCUGGUCCUCUCGGUGAUGUUGGCCCCAAAGGUAAAAAUGGUGAGAAGGGACAACCAGGUCAAACAAAUUACUCCUCUAUAUUAUUUGCUCGUCAUUACCAGACGCCGUUUGUCGAUGACCUUACAUGUCCAACUGGGACUAAUAAACUGUUCACUGGUUACAGCUACGUUAUGGGAGGAGGUGUGGAUGAUUUAGUCAGUAUGGAUUUAGGUACACCAAGUUCAUGUUUGUCAAAGUUCAGUUCAUUACCAAUGACUCAAUGUGAAAGAGAUACAACUUGUCAAUCAAGUAUGAGGCAUGAACGAUCCUACUGGUUGGCCACAUUGGUACCUCGAUCUGAACAACCGAUUCCAGUAGAUCAAACGGCUGAUCAAAUUGCUAGAUGUGUAGUCUGUGAAGCUCCUGCACAUGUGUUUGCUUUUCACAGUCAAGGUGAAACAUUACAACCAUGUCCGAAUACUUGGACUGAAUUGUGGACAGGUGUUAGUUUAAUACUUCAUACUUCUGGUGCUCAUGGUGGAGGUCAACAAUUAUCUUCACCUGGAAGCUGUAUGGAACAUUUUCGUUAUUCACCAGUUAUUGAAUGUAAUAAUAAUGUAGGAAUGUGCCAUUAUUGGUCAGAUGCAAAAGUUUAUUAUUUAAGGGCUCUUAAUCCAAACAUUACACAAUUUGAGAAACCAGUAGGUUUUGUUAUGAAAGCAGCUGAAGGGCCAGUUUUGAAUAAUGUUAGUAAAUGUCGAGUCUGUAUGAAAAUCCCUGCUUAAAUAAAUAGUACUCAUAUCCAUAGAUGAAUAAAUAUACAUACAGAGUAUAUACAUUUGUUGUUUCAAAAACUAUAAAUGAUAGGAAAUAAAAUAAAUGAAAGAAUAAUAUCAUGUCGACAGGUUAAUUAAUCUUCAACAUUUAUAUCCAUAUAUACUCCAUUUCUUAUUAUAUUUUUCUUUCUGUUUUUCAUUCUUUCUAAAAAUUUUCUUUCAACUAACAAUUUUUAUUCAUUAUUACCUGGUUAUUUUAAAAGUUAAUUUGUUUUUUUCUCCAUUUUAUAUUCUUUUGUUUAAAUAGGCUACUUGAUGUUGAUACCCUUUAAUUUUUUUUUUGAAUUUAUUCUGUAUUAUUAUUCGUUUUAUUGAAAAUGACACGCUUUUUUUAAUAAAGAAAAACAGAAAUAUCUUUGCUUAUAUGUGCUUAUUGAUUUUGAUUUUAAAUUUUUUGUUUAAAACAAAAAUUUAAAAGCGCCAUAUUCGAUUUUAGUCAUAAUAAGCAUGAUAUAUAUGAAAUACAAUAUGAUAUAGAAGAAUGAUCAAUAUUUAAUCUUUUGAAAUAUUUAUAACAAUAUUCACAUACAGAUUCUUUCAUAUUAUGAAUUAUAUUGAUAAUAUUUAGUAGUAAUAAUAAAGGUUUUUAC